Sapajus apella (tufted capuchin) is the source of this 2355-nucleotide messenger RNA. It is a transcript of the gene CFAP97D1, whose product is annotated as CFAP97 domain containing 1. The coding region runs from base 1418 to 1912 and encodes 164 amino acids. Gene Ontology annotation, biological process: sperm axoneme assembly. NCBI's taxonomy places the organism in Eukaryota, Metazoa, Chordata, Mammalia, Primates, Cebidae. The transcript is spliced from 6 exons. The record is from RefSeq and is a predicted model, not a curated record.
GCCGGGCUCCGGGAGUGCGGAGCGCCGGCGCUGUGACGCGGGGGCCCCGCGCGCCACUCCUGGGCGCGUCCCCGGGGGGAGACGCCACCGCCUUCGAGUCUCGGGGGUCCUCGCCCCACCCCGGUCCAGGCCGUUGGUGUAUCUUUGUAAACUGGGAAGCGCGGUCACUUCCUUCCCUGAACAAAAUGCAGGGCCCAAUAAACGUUUCCAAACUGCCGGGUACACCUAGGGGUCGCUUCAGUCUUUCUGGAUUACAGGGACUGCCGGGCUCGGCUCGCGAGCGGCUGCGGAGGCCUCUCCCGGGCCCUCGCCAGAACCCCCGCAGCCCAGCCCUGCUGGAUCAGAGUGGACAUUGCACUGACCCCAGGAGGUCCCUAGGAAGAUCAAAGUCUGAGAAGCUCUACUCUGGGGCGCGUCUGCUGUCAACAUUCAUUGAAAGCGUGGUGCUUAAAAGCAAUCAGCCUGGGAAUUCCGAGGAAUUACCUAACCUGAGCCUAUUUGCUUAAAAAAAAAAAAAAAAAAAAAAGGAGGGGGCAGUAAUAGUACCUAAUUCUUAGGGUUGCUGGGAGGGUUAAAUGUGACAUUCAAGGAAGGCACCCAGCACUGCACAUCGCGAGCGCUCAAUAAGUGUUGGUCCUUCAUCAGCAAAUGCGCUGAGCACCCAGUGGGUGCCACACCCUGUGCUGGCGUGGAGAUAAAUCAGACUCCUGCAGUCCUUCCUGGAGCAGAUGCCAGCCCACCACAAGCCACUCAGCAUUUCCUGAACUCCCACUAAGUACAAAAGACAGUCUCUGUCCUGCAGGAAAGCCACCCUCCCCCACUGCCAUGAAAAACUGGCAGUUUCCUUCUUGCAAAAGAGCAAAUUUGGCCUUGAAUUCAGGAAACCCACAUCCUGAUCCCAGCCCUGCCACCAACGUGGUUCUUGAGUUGCACUGUGGUCUUCAGUUUCCUCAUCUGCAAAAGAAAUUGCAUCAGAUUAUCAUUAGGGUCAACUUUCUUCUCCCUCAAAAACCUGUGGUCUUGCACCUUCAGGGGAGCUAUUGCAGUGGAGACCACUUAGCUGAUAGCCCAAGAUGUGUAACCAAGGCUGGAGUUUCUGUAACCCUCACUCCACCCCGUGCCUGCCCGCCCCUCCCGGAGCACCACUCCUUCCCUUCUGAUGUUGUCUGGCAGUAUCUGCAUUCUAAUCAGGGGAAAACUUUUCAAGUCCCUUGACCUUCAUCUUGACUUGAGCCUAGGUUAGCAUCAAACACAGAAGCCCAGAGGCAGCCAGCCAUGCCCACUGCUCCUACUCCUUUCCUGAGACCCAUCCCUGAUGUCAUAACUGGGUAACUAUGACAACUUGUCAGGGGAACAGCUAGGCACCUCACAGAGGAGUCUGGAUGCCUCAUUUCGGAAGUGAGACUAGGAAGAGAAGAUGAACAAUUCCCUGGAUUAUCUGGCCUACCCUGUCAUCGUCUCUAAUCACAGGCAAAGCACAACCUUCAGAAAGAAACUGGACUUUGGCCACUAUCUGUCUCACAAGAAUAGAGUACAAAUAGUGAAGCCUACUGUUGAUACCAAACCUCCAGUGGCGCACACACAUCACCUUUUAAAACUGAGCAAACUACAGGGUGAACAAAAGAGAAUCAACAAAAUCGAGUAUGAAAACAAGCAACUCUGUCAGAAGAUCGCAAAUGCCCAUCGCGGCCCUGCCAAGGUGGAUUGCUGGAAUGAAUAUUUUUCUAAGAGCUUAAACAGGGAAACAAGGAACCGCGAGCUACUGAGAAUCACCAUGGAAAACCAGGGCAUUCUGAAGAGGCUUGUUGAUCGCAAACCCCACUAUGACCACAGGGCAUCGGAGAUAGACUGGCAGAAUUCAAGGCGCUAUAUCAGAAAUACCACGAGAUAUCUUCUCUCCCAAAACGAAUAGGUUACUCGCCAUGGAAAAGAUACAAGAGAAGGUCCUAGGAUUUCCUGGCUGCUUAGGAUCUUAAGACACUCCUGAGUGGCUGAAUGCUCAAUCUUCAGAUGCUUCAAUAAAGCUUGGAACAUAAAAUGCAUAAGUUACAUUCAGGGGACCCAAAGGCUUUACGUUCUCAUUCCAAAAUGGGGCAGGUAAAAGGAAAGAUGCAAUGAGCAUUUUUAUUUGGGGCUAUGAAGAGAAGUUUUAAUGAGAGAGAGAGAGAGAAAUCGGAGAGAACUCUUUUAAACAUACACCAUCAUCACCAUCCCACGGAAGAAGAAAAGCUGGGGUGAGAUCAUCCAGCCACAAGUACGGCACUUCACAAUGGAUAACACAAUCACAUGACAACAUCAAGGUUCAGAAAACACGAAGAACAAAUGCCGUUAGUUCCUCUGUGAAUACACACAAUC